Periconia digitata is the source of this 249-nucleotide messenger RNA. NCBI's taxonomy places the organism in Eukaryota, Fungi, Ascomycota, Dothideomycetes, Pleosporales, Periconiaceae. The record is from the annotation of a GenBank genome assembly.
AUGCCGAGCGCAAGAACAUACGUCAAGGCCAUCAGUGCUGGAGCAGCUCUCUGCGUAGGAGGACCAGCGCUGGUAUGGUACGUAACGCCUACAGAGGAGGAGAUUUUCAAGAAAUACAAUCCCGAGCUGCAAAAGAGAGCCCUUGCGCAAAGGAAGCAAAGAGAGGAGGAGUUUGAGAGUUUUGUUGGCCAUUUGAAGGACGCGUCCAAGUCGGAUAAACCCAGUGAGUUCUGCAACCCCAUGCAAUAG